AUGGCGGCAGGUUUGAUUUCUGAAGAUGAAUUCCGCUACUUUACCCAACAUUUCUUGUCUUUGAAUGCAAAGAAUCGAGAUACCUGGGAACUAAGAGAGUCUAUAUUUGACAAGACGGAGGUUUACCUGUACAAGCGGGUCAGUGUAGUGGACAACAAACAGACUGACCAAGCAUAUGGGUCAGUUUCUUCUACUGAAGACAGUAUGACACACUCCCAAAUUGUAAACGACAGUGACACUAUCACCAAUGUAGAAGAGGAAGAUGGUGGCUGUCUUGUGUCAGGGGCAGAUAACUCUACACUAUCUGCUAGCAGUGGGAUUCAUUUGAUGACCAGUGACACCACAGCAUCCCUUGUUUCCUUGGUGUAUGAGUACAAUAUUGUAUAUAGCCGUAGCUACAAUGUACCUGUACUCUAUUUCAACGUGUACAAAGCAGAUGGCAGUUUGUUGAGUCUGGCUGAGGUGUGGGAUCGUGUACCAGAUGUUUACCGCGAUCGACUAGAGCAUGAUAGAUGGACAUUCCUUUCACAACAGGAACAUCCAAUCCUUGGACGACCAUACUUCCACCUCCAUCCAUGUCACACUGCAGAUCUGAUGGAACAGGUGACAAGUCUCUCUCCUCCAGAAAAGAUAAGUAACUACAUUGUUGCCUGGUUGAGUGCUGUAGGACCCGUAGUAGGCCUUGAACUCCCAUUGACAUUUGCACAAAUGACCUUGGAUGACCCUCCAUGAAUCUUUCUUUUGGAAUGAUACACACUUAUUGUCAUUGAUGUUUUAACAAUAAAAGAUACGUGCUGACCACGUAUGUACACUGACCAAGGUCAAGCAAGGUCACAAAAGGACAGUGUAGACAAUUUGUGAAGUUGAAAGCUCUUGGGCUGUGAAAUAAAUGUGCCAUUUUAAACCAUUUUCAAACUUAUAACCAACUUAAUUUAUUUUUAGAGAUUUUCUAUAUAUCUUGUUAUCGUCACAGAAUUUGAUCACAGUUUGCGA
Ylistrum balloti is the source of this 993-nucleotide messenger RNA. RefSeq names its product ubiquitin-like-conjugating enzyme ATG10. The transcript has 6 exons. The record is from RefSeq and is a predicted model, not a curated record. Gene Ontology annotation, molecular function: Atg12 transferase activity. Gene Ontology annotation, biological process: protein modification by small protein conjugation; macroautophagy; protein lipidation. NCBI's taxonomy places the organism in Eukaryota, Metazoa, Mollusca, Bivalvia, Pectinida, Pectinidae. Gene Ontology annotation, cellular component: intracellular anatomical structure. The coding region runs from base 1 to 732 and encodes 243 amino acids.